Messenger RNA from Apodemus sylvaticus (European woodmouse), 1914 nucleotides. RefSeq names its product basic proline-rich protein-like. The transcript is spliced from 3 exons. The record is from RefSeq and is a predicted model, not a curated record. The annotation marks the transcript as partial. NCBI's taxonomy places the organism in Eukaryota, Metazoa, Chordata, Mammalia, Rodentia, Muridae.
AUGUCGCUUCACACCUUGUACGAUGAAGAGCUCCUCAUGGUAGAGGGGAGAGACAAGCGCACACCAAUCAUCCCUGAUGCCAAGUGGUCAUCAUAUCUGAAUCAUUCCAUGUCACCUCCAUUACCACCACCUCCAUCACCACCACCUCCAUCACCACCACCUCCAUCACCACCACCUCCAUCACCACCACCUCCACCAUCAUCAUCACCACCAUCUCCACCACCACCAUCACCACCACCACCUCCAUCACCACCACCUCCAUCACCACCACCUCCACCAUCAUCAUCACCACCAUCUCCACCACCACCAUCACCACCACCACCACCACCACCACCUCCAUCACCACCACCACUACCUGCAUCACCACCACCACCACCACCUCCAUCACCACCACCACUACCUGCAUCACCACCACCACCACCACCACCUCCAUCACCACCACCACCUCUAUCACCACCACCUCCAUCACCACCACCACCACCUGCAUCACCACCACCACCACCACCUCCAUCACCACCACCACCACCACCACCACCACCACCACCACCACCACCUCCAUCACCACCACCUCCACCAUCAUCAUCACCAUCAUCUCCACCACCACCAUCACCACCACCACCACCACCACCACCUCUAUCACCACCACCUCCAUCACCACCACCACCACCACCACCUGCAUCACCACCACCACCACCACCACCUCCAUCACCACCACCACCACCACCACCACCACCACCACCUCCAUCACCACCACCUCCACCAUCAUCAUCACCAUCAUCUCCACCACCACCAUCACCACCACCACCACCUCCAUCACCACCACCACUACCUGCAUUACCACCACCACCACCACCUCCAUCACCACCACCACCACCUCAAUCACCACCACCACCACCUCCAUCACCACCACCACCACCUCCAUCACCUCCAUCACCUCCAUCACCACCACCACUACCUGCAUCACCACCACCACCACCACCUCCACCACCACCACCUCCAUCACCACCACCUCCAUCACCACCACUACCACCUGCAUCACCACCACCUCCAUCACCACCUUCAUCACCACCACCACCACCUCCAUCACCACCACCACCACCACCACCACCACCACUACCUGCAUCACCACCACCACUACCACCACCACCUCCAUCACCACCACCUCCAUCACCACCACCUCCAUCACCACCACCACCACCACCUCCAUCACCACCUCCAUCACCACCACCACCACCUCCACCACCACCACCUCCAUCACCACCACCACCACCUCCAUCACCACCACCUCCACCACCACCACCACCACCUCCAUCACUACCACCACCACCUCCAUCACCACCACCACCACCUCCAUCACCACCACCUCCAUCACCACCACCACCUCCAUCACCACCACCACCACCACCUCCAUCACCACCACCUCCAUCACCACCACCACCUCCAUCACCACCACCACCUCCAUCACCACUACCUCCAUCACCACCACCACUACCUGCAUUACCACCACCACCACCUCCAUCACCACCACCACCACCACCACCACCUCCUUCACCACCACCUCCACCAUCAUCAUCACCACCAUCUCCACCACCACCAUCACCACCACCACCACCACCUCCAUCACCACCACCACCACCACCACCACCACCUCCUUCACCACCACCUCCACCAUCAUCAUCACCACCAUCUCCACCACCACCAUCACCACCACCACCACCACCUCCAUCACCACCACCACUACCUGCAUCACCACCACCUCCACCACAACUACCUCCAUCACCACCACCUCCAUCACCACCACCACUACCUGUAUCACCACCACCACCACCACCACCUCCAUCACCAUCAGCACCACCACCUCCAUCACCACCACCUCCAUCACCACCACCUCCAUCACCACCACCUCCAUCACCA